Hydra vulgaris (swiftwater hydra) is the source of this 711-nucleotide messenger RNA. The record is from RefSeq and is a predicted model, not a curated record. NCBI's taxonomy places the organism in Eukaryota, Metazoa, Cnidaria, Hydrozoa, Anthoathecata, Hydridae.
AAAACUUUGUGAUUUCGAUUCCCAAAAUUCUAUUAUCUCUGCCUAAUAUAAAAUCGCUAGUUGCUGGCUAAAAUUAAGUGAAAGUGUGUUUUAGAUGUCUCGAAGAGGAGGGAGGACUCCUACAUCUGUGUUUGUUAGAAAUGUUCAUCACGAUGUCAGAUCUGAAGAUUUAAGACGUAUAUUUGAGAAGUAUGGAGAUAUUAGUGAUGUAUACAUUCCUUUAGACUAUUACACAAGAGAACCAAGAGGGUUUGCUUAUGUUCAAUUUGAUUACGAAGAUGAUGCUGAGGAUGCAGUUGAUGGCUUAGACGGAACAACUUUGUUUGGUAGACAAAUCUUUUGCAAAAAUGCUCGUGGUGGACGAAAGACUCCGCAUCAAAUGAGAUACAAGGAUGGGCCCUACAGGAGAAGAAGUUAUUCUCGAAGUCGUUCUCGUUCACGAAGCCCUAGAAGGCGUCGAAGGACGCGAUCUCGCUCUCGCUCUAGAAAUAAGUACUCUCGCAGUAGAAGCCCUCCUCGAUACAGUAAAUCACCUAUUCGAACCUCAAAAAGAAGUCAAAGCAGGAGUCGUUCUCGAUCCAAGACGCGGUCCUCCUCUCGUUCUCCAUAAUAAGAGAUUAAGAGUGAUUAUAUAUUUAUUCUGAACUUUUAACAGCUACGAUAUAUUGUAAUAUACGUUUUUUUUACAUAAUGCAGUGUUGGCUUUCUCAA